AUGGCGCCAACCGUGCCGAUGCCGGCUGAAAAGUCGCCCGUGUACGUGCUGGGCGUGGGCAUGACCAAGUUCGUCAAGCCCCGCGGGCAGGUCGACUACACGGAGCUGGGGUUCGAGGCGGGCGUCAAGGCGAUGCUGGACGCGCACAUCAACUACGACGAGGUGGACCAGGGCAUCGCGUGCUACUGCUACGGCGACAGCACGUGCGGGCAGCGCGUCUUCUACCAGUUCGGCAUGACCAAGAUCCCCGUCGUCAACGUCAACAACAACUGCUCGACGGGGAGCACGGGCCUGGCCAUGGGCCGGACGCUGGUGGCCGCCGGCGCGGCGCACUGCGUCCUGGUGGUCGGGUUCGAGAUGAUGGCGGCGGGCAGCCUGCAGAGCGUGUGGACGGACCGCGAGAACCCGCUGGGCACGACGGUGGGCGUCAUGGCCGAGACGCGGGGGCUGGAGCCCGCGGCGCCGGCGGCGGCGCAGAUGUUCGGCAACGCCGGGCGCGAGUACAAGGAGCGGCACGGCGCGCGCGACGACGACUUUGCCGAGAUUGCGCGCGUCAACCACGCGCACUCGGCCAACAACCCGUACGCGCAGUUCCGGCAGGUCUACACGCGCGACGAGAUCCUGCGGUCGCCGCCCGUGUUCGCGCCGCUGACCCGGCUGCAGUGCUGCCCGACGUCGGACGGCGGCGCGGCCGCGGUGCUCGUCUCGCGCGCCUUCCUCGACGCGCGCCCGCACCUGAAGGAGCAGGCCGUCGAGAUUGCCGGCCAGCGCAUGGCCACCGACGGGCCCAGCCUCUUCUCCCGCAGCGCCAUCGACCUGAUGGGCUACGAGAUGACGCGGCACGCGGUGCGCGCGGCGGCGGCCGAGGCCGGCAUCUCGCCCCUCGACGACGUCCAGGUCGUCGAGCUGCACGACUGCUUCAGCACCAACGAGAUGGUGGCCCUCGACGCCCUGGGCCUGUGCGACCGCGGCAAGGCCCACGAGCUGGUGCGCCGCGGCGACAUCACCUACGGCGGCAGGUACCUCGUCAACCCGUCGGGCGGGCUCAUCUCCAAGGGCCACCCGCUGGGCGCGACCGGCCUGGCCCAGUGCGCCGAGCUGGUGUGGCACCUGCGCGGCUGGGCCAACAACCGCCGCGUCCCCGACACGCGCUACUGUCUGCAGCACAACCUGGGGCUCGGCGGCGCCGUCGUCGUCACCGUCUACCGCCGCGCCGACGCCAAGGCCGCGCCCCGGCUGGACGACGACGAGGUCGGCCGCCGCAACGGCCUGGGCUACAACCCUGCCACCAGGGCCGGCGGCUUCACCCGCGAGCAAGUCGCGCAGGUGCGCAGCCGCACCGCCGCCAGCGACUGGGCCUUGGCCGAUGUCCAGGAAAAGGUUCUGUCGGCGCAGCUGUGA
Messenger RNA from Ustilaginoidea virens, 1401 nucleotides. RefSeq lists its product as uncharacterized. Bases 1 to 1401 code for a protein of 466 amino acids. The transcript has a single exon. The record is from RefSeq and is a predicted model, not a curated record. Lineage: Eukaryota; Fungi; Ascomycota; Sordariomycetes; Hypocreales; Clavicipitaceae. Gene Ontology annotation, molecular function: acyltransferase activity, transferring groups other than amino-acyl groups.